CUGAGAGAAAUAGUAAAAUGGUGAAUGGGGGUAAUAAAGGUGAACCGUUGCAUUCUUUCGGGUAUUUCAAUCAGUGACCCGACCCGGCCCGAAACACCCUCAAACUUUGUAUUUUCAUUUCACUCUGCUCUUUUAUCCGAAGCUUUUAAAUUUUUCCGACAUGUUAGCCGUACUAGUAGGAACAGCAACAACACCGCCUUUCACGGCGACCACUUCGCUAACUUGCUUGCUGGGCCCACCAUGGAAAGGGUUCAGUGGAAGUGUGGGAUCAACUCCAACCUUAAAAUGGGCUAAGAAGCAGAGACAAUGCAAAAGGAAAACUGGUCUUAGUGGUAUCUGUGCCAAAUUUGAGCUGAAGCCUCCUCCAUAUCCUCUGGAUGCGCUAGAGCCGUAUAUGAGCAAGGAGACUCUGGAGUAUCACUGGGGGAAGCACCAUAGGGGUUAUGUGGAUAACCUAAAUAAGCAGAUUGAAGGAACUGAACUCGAUGAAUUGUCGUUGGAAGAUGUUAUACUUGCUACACACAACAAGGGAGAUUUGCUUCCACCUUUCAACAAUGCAGCACAGAUCUGGAACCAUGACUUCUUCUGGGAGUCCAUGAAACCAGGUGGCGGAGGAAGGCCAUUGGGGGAACUUCUAGAACUAAUUAAUAGAGAUUUUGGUUCUUUUGAGAAAUUGAUCGAUGAUAUAAGGUUGGCUGCGACUACACAGUUUGGUUCUGGAUGGGCUUGGCUUGCAUAUAAAGCGAAUAGACUUGAUGUUGAAAAUGCAGUAAAUCCUAAUCCAUUAUAUGAAGACAAAAAGCUUGUAGUGGUGAAGAGUCCUAAUGCAGUCAACCCACUUAUAUGGGAUUAUUCUCCGCUCCUUACCAUCGAUGUCUGGGAGCACGCUUACUACCUCGAUGUCCAGAACCGGCGAGCUGAUUACAUAUCAACCUUUUUGGAGAAACUUGUUUCAUGGGAAGCAGUCAGUUCUAGACUUGAGGGUGCAAAAGCUCGAGCAAUUGAAAGAGAGGAAGAAGAAGAAAGAAGGAAAAGAGAAGAAGCGGAGAAAUCAUCAGAUGGCGAAGUUGAAGAAAUUUAUGUAGACAACAAGAGUGAUGACUCGGAGGCUGAAUGAAUUCAGUUCCAUGAGAACGAACUGAAAACAAUUUUUGGGUCGGUUGCCUUCUGUGUUUGCUGAGACUGAUAGAGUUUUAGUUCGGCGGUAUUUACUAAUAAGAGCUUGUGCUAUACUCAUUUCCUUUUCUUGAGCUUGUGCUAUUCUCAUUUCCUUUUCUGUAUUCUACAGCAUAAAAUUGCUCAUGUGCACAUGUACAUGUAAUCCUUCUGAUGUAAUCUUCACAAGAGGUAUUGGCUUUACACAAUCAUGAUCACCUAUACAACUCAAGAGGUAUUAGCUUUGCACCAUCAUGAUCAUCUUAUUGGAGAAGUCUUAUUAGACAAAAAACUGUCCAGAGCUGAGAGCCUUAAAUUGUCAGCACAUGGGGGUUCAAAGAUAUCCCAAAAAUGAAGAGUCCCGUCUGCAACAGCUGAUACCACAGUUAACCCAUCAGGGCUCUGCAAUAAAAUCAAUACAAGGAGCAAAGUCAGAGGCCAUGAAUUCUUAUCUACAAGACUAAAAACCACAAGACCUUUAAGGUUUAAGAUAGUCCUAUGGGAUGCCAAACCUGAGAAAGCUGAAGGACUCUUGUGUCGUGGCGCUUUAAGUUCCCCACUUUCUCCAUGGAAGGAUAUCUCCAGACACAUAGCUGAUUCUUGAUGAGCUCGCUCGGACUAUAACCAUGGCCACUCAGUAUCUCUUUAUGAUGCCUGUUCCACUCCAAUCCGCAGACCUGGAUAGUUUGUAACAGAUUAGAAUUUCAUAGAACC
Molecule: messenger RNA, 1869 nt
Organism: Argentina anserina (silverweed cinquefoil)
Lineage: Eukaryota; Viridiplantae; Streptophyta; Magnoliopsida; Rosales; Rosaceae
Product: superoxide dismutase [Fe], chloroplastic
Exons: 9
Coding region: 161-1117 (318 amino acids)
Biological process (GO): superoxide metabolic process
Cellular component (GO): chloroplast nucleoid
Molecular function (GO): superoxide dismutase activity; metal ion binding
Source: RefSeq, a predicted model, not a curated record